Molecule: messenger RNA, 698 nt
Organism: Poecilia latipinna (sailfin molly)
Lineage: Eukaryota; Metazoa; Chordata; Actinopteri; Cyprinodontiformes; Poeciliidae
Product: matrix-remodeling-associated protein 8-like
Exons: 2
Coding region: 18-698 (226 amino acids)
Biological process (GO): regulation of cytokine production; T cell receptor signaling pathway
Cellular component (GO): external side of plasma membrane
Molecular function (GO): signaling receptor binding
Source: RefSeq, a predicted model, not a curated record
CCUCUCGAGAAUCUUUUAUGGUAAAAGUGGAGGUUCAAGAGGGUGCAGAAUCUGUUGUGCUGCCCUGCCAGUACAAUCAAGUAUUGGAAGAGAUUGUUACAGUGAAAUGGAGCCGCCGGGAUCUUAAUCCCAGUAUUGUCCAUCAAAGACGAGAAGGAGAUGACCUGCAAUCACAAAAUCAACUUUUCAGUGGAAGAACAUCAAUGAGAUCUGAUGCUCUAGACUCUGGUAACUUCAGCCUCAUUCUGAGUAAAGUCCAGCUUUCUGACAUCGGCAACUACAUUUGCAGCCUGAUUGAUGAAGAAGAAGAAAAAACACUAUCUGAAGUUGAACUGCAGCUGAAAGCCUCUCAGGAUUCAUUGACUAAAAAAGUGGAGGUUCAAUGGGUUCAGUCUGUUGUUCUGCCCUGUCAGUACAGCCAACCAUUAGAAGAGAUGGUUACAGUGAAAUGGAGACGCUUGGAUCUUAAACCUGAUAUCGUCCAUCAACGGCGAGAAGGAGACAACCUAGAAUCACAAAAUGAGAUUUUCAAAGGACGAACAUCAAUGAGAGCUGAUGCUUUCGACUCUGGUGAUUUCAGCCUCACUCUAAGUGAACUCCAACUUUCUGACAAUGGAAACUACACCUGCAGCAUGAUUGACGAAGAAGAAAAAGAAACAACACUGUCAGAAGUUCAUCUGCUUGUCAAAGGUCAGUAG